Messenger RNA from Fundulus heteroclitus (mummichog), 1070 nucleotides. RefSeq names its product selenoprotein M (gene selenom). NCBI's taxonomy places the organism in Eukaryota, Metazoa, Chordata, Actinopteri, Cyprinodontiformes, Fundulidae. Gene Ontology annotation, cellular component: endoplasmic reticulum lumen. Gene Ontology annotation, molecular function: oxidoreductase activity. The transcript has 5 exons. The record is from RefSeq and is a predicted model, not a curated record.
CCUCUCUGCUCUGGGAGGGGGACAUAUUUGACGUGGCAAGAAGUCCGGACGUGACACGGCUGCUCAUCCCUCCUCCUCCUCCUCCUCCUCUUCCUCAGCUCAGCGGUAUUCAAACCUCCGCAGGUAGCCACCGGUCAGACAGAGGAACCCGCCGCCGCUCACAGCGUCCCUGUCCCGGGAGAAGAAUGUGGCUGAUCGUGUUGGCCUCCCUCCUCCACUGUGCCUCGGCCUACGACGUGGAUCUGCAGAAGCUGGACGGGCUGGCCAAAGCCCGGGUGGAGACAUGUGGUGGAUGACAGCUGAAUAGACUCAGAGAGGUCAAAGCCUUUGUGGUCCAGGAUAUACCUCUUUAUCAUAACCUGGUCAUGAAGCACAUUCCUGGGGCUGAUCCUGAGCUUGUCCUCCUGAACCACUACUAUGAAGAACUAGAUCGGAUAGCUCUGUCUGACAUGACUCGCUCUGAGAUCAACGAGCUGCUGCAGAAACUGGGUUUCUACAAGAAAGCUCAACCAGAGGACGAGGUGCCGGACGACUUCCGCUUCGCUCCCGCCAAGGACAGCCCGUUUAAAGACGAGCGCCCCAACAAAUCGGCGUCCGCUUUGGACACAGAGAACGCCUCUUCUGAGUCUGAUCCAGAGGUCAAGCACACUGACCUAUAACAGUCAACAAUGGCCAAAAAUAGAAAGGGCUCCCCUGGGGUCCCACAACCAGCUGAUUGUCAUUAUUUAGCUCAUGGGGGAAAAGGGAAACAUCUUACAUUAAUCAGACAGGCUCUUUGUAGUACCAUGCUUUUUUUAGUUUCCAUUUUUUAAAGUGCUACAGCCUAACUUUAAAUGUAGUUUUGUACUGAAACUAUUUUGUGUUCUGAACAUCUCCAUCUUUGUUUGAGCUCUUUCGUGCUUCCUCCUCCCUGCUGCGAAACUGAAUGAGGCCUCAGGCGAAAAGUCGAGCGACUGGCCUGAGGCUGAUGCCACUUGUUCUGGUGGGCUGGAUGGAUGCACACAAAGAACCUCAAGUUGAAACGUUUUAAAAAGAUAAAUAAAAUAAAAACAUGUUCAAAUGUUUUGUAA